AUGUCCGACAUCAAGCCAACCGAGACCCCCGCGCCCCGGGAGAAGCUCGAAGCCCAGAUCAAGUCCGCCGACAUGACGGAAGACAUGCAGCAGGAGUCGAUUGAAGUUGCUCAGGAGGCUAUGGCUAAGUUCACCAUCGAGAAGGAUAUCGCACAGCACAUCAAGCGGACAUUUGACGAGCGCAAGGGCCCUACCUGGCAUUGCAUCGUCGGCCGGAAUUUCGGUAGCUUCGUUACUCACGAGACCAAGCACUUCAUCUACUUCUACCUUGGCCACUGCGCAAUUCUACUAUUCAAAACGCAAUAG
Molecule: messenger RNA, 306 nt
Organism: Fusarium keratoplasticum
Lineage: Eukaryota; Fungi; Ascomycota; Sordariomycetes; Hypocreales; Nectriaceae
Product: Dynein light chain
Exons: 7
Coding region: 1-306 (101 amino acids)
Biological process (GO): cilium assembly; microtubule-based process
Cellular component (GO): cytoplasmic dynein complex
Molecular function (GO): dynein light intermediate chain binding; dynein intermediate chain binding
Source: RefSeq, a predicted model, not a curated record